AUGGCCGAGCCACUGGCCAUUCUCGGCGGAGUCGCAAGCAUCAUCCAGAUCAUCUCGAAUGUCACGAAGCUAGCUAAGAGUCUCAAUGAGGUGCGGGAGAAAUUCGGAAACGUCGCGCUCAACACCACGUUGGUCGCAAGCCAACUGGCUACUAUCCGAGCUGCCUUGGAGGCAAUACAUACAUGGCGGGCGAGCGACACAACGGAGUCGGAAGCUUCGAAACAGCUUGAUCAAGACCUGGGCAUCUCAUUGAGCUGCUGUGCAGUCCUCAUCACCGUCAUUGACUCGAAAUUGAAAGAGUCAGGAUAUCAACCAGAAAUUGGGAUGAAAGAGAAGGUCAAAUAUUUAUGGCUGGAGGGUAUACUCAAGGAAUAUGUGUCAAAUUUGGAGGGUCAGAUCCGAGCACUCCAGCUGCUCUUGACUGUUUUCCAGUGCAAGACGGCUACGGAGCAGAAGCAGCAGCUUGCUCAGAAAGAGUCCAGGAUAAUCAUUGAGCAUGUGCGGGCAGAGACUAUGAGUCUGUACAUCGAUGACACCGACUUGGAAGAUGCGAUAUCCAUACUUUCACGGGACCCCUCUGUGCGUCUGGACGUCGACUCUGUGAUCAUGCGAUCGCCAGCCUACAGAAGGGUCUAUGGAAAUCUUCGUUCGAACCCGGCUCGCAAGCAUCCAGAGGACCCACCAGCUCAUCGUCGGAAGCCUGUCCCCGUGGCGAGACCCCAUUCUUCACAAGAAAGAAUUCCAAUCCCACAUACGAAUACGUAUCACGAAUCGCAGCGAUCUUCGCUAGAACAGCCUCGCCAAUCGGACGAGGGACCUUCAUCUCGGUCUCGAAGCGAGGCUAGUACGCACAAGAUAGAAGAUGCAAAAGAGCUGCCCCUCACUCAAGAAGAGCAAUAUAAACGGAGGAAUUCGAAUAGCCGGAACGAUGGAUAUUCCAGAUCGCUCAGAAACGCUGACGAUGAACAAUCUGUCGCUAGGGUGCCGGGUCACCAAGCGACGUCGGUUCACUCAAACGAUCACAUACCUCCGGCGGGUUUACAAAAUCCUGUAGGACAAGAUUCCUCGUCGCUGUCUGAGCAUGACGUUACGACACGAACCACUUCUGGCGAUUGGAUACUCAAUGCCAGCCAAGAAACAGAUACGGAAAGCCAGACGAAGUCUGCUCGACGACUACCCCAUGGCGGAGAGCAUAUUCCAAAUGAUAUUAUCACCUCACAGAUAGCAGAAAAGACUACACUUGAAAUGGCAGAUGUCUCGAUUUCCACCCAUCCUCCAUCCUUACCCCCGAUUCAGCAGUCUACAUUUCCGUUACUCCUUCAUCACAACGACUCUGUACCAUUGCGCAGGUCAAUUUCAGUACACUCAGGCUAUGAUUUGCCUAUUUUCGAGCCCUCUAUUGCAACACUGUCUACUGAAACAGCGGGUGACAAUACACAAUCAAGCCUGCAUCAAUCUGCCUCUCAUACUACCGCGACCUCGGCAGCAAGUCAAGUCACCGAGGGCGAGGCUAGCCAUCGCCAAACGCAAACAGACAUACAUCAAGUCCACAGCGAGCUUGCACCGGCUAAAGCUCCUAAAGGGCGGACAUCGUUCAUGCAACUGUCAUCAGUAAAAGCCUCCACAAGUGGCUCUGCCUUGUGCGACGCAGCAUCCCGUGGAGACUUGGCCAGUGUCAAAGCGCUACUAGAAGCCAAAGCCAAUAUCAACUUUAGAGGGAACAAGUCGAUGACUCCUUUGAUGCUUGCUGCCAUCAAUGGUCACCAGGAUGUGUUGCAGAUCUUGAAGGAUCGAGGUGCUGAUGAACUCGCAUCCGACACCAACGGAAGGAAUGCGCUCCAUCUAGUGGUUGCUAACAAUCAGCUUUCAUCAGUUGAGUGGCUAUUAAAGGCUUACCCGCCCGAUCAGCCUAAGCAAUCUAAUUCCCGAGGCUCUCUUCUUUCUAAAGCAAAAGGCAGCCUUGUGGGUAGGUCUUCGAAGAACCUCAGAGAGGCCUCUGAUGCGCAAGGACUGAAGGCAUUGCACAUUGCUGCCGAAACAGAUAAGUGUGGAGUCAUUGAUUUGCUUUUGGCUGCUGGAGUCAAUGUGGAAUCUCAAACCAAUUGUGGUUGGACGCCCCUUCACCAGGCGAUCGUUGCGAAUCGUUUGGACUCGGUUGACAAUUUGUUGCGAAGUGGCGCUAAUCUAGACGCUUUGGACACCAAGUCGAUGACUGUUCUGCAUUUGGCAGCGAAGGAAGGCGACGUUGGUAUGGUCAAAACACUAAUAGCAAGAGGUGCUGGUCGCCACACGUUCGAUGACAAUGGUUGCCAGCCUAUACAUUCAGCUGCCUGGGCAGGACGGACGUCAAAUGUUGAAGCCCUAGUUGCUGAGCCUCAAGAUCUAGCCACAACAAUGGACUCAGGCAAACCAGAGCGGCGUACUGGCAAGGGAGGUAUCACAUUACUAUACAUUGCCGCUAUACAGAAGAAUCACGAGCUGGCAAAGUUUCUACUCAAGAAUGGCGUUGACGUCAAUCCAUGGAGUCCUCCCCCGCCUGCCUUCCUCGCAUCGCUGGACAACUUCAAAGUGCCUCUGAAAACACUGACUCCAUUGCACAUUGCCUGCUGCAAUGGUGAUUUCGAAACAGCGUCUGCCCUCAUUGACUAUAAGGGUUGGGUCAACGCAGCCACGCUAGAAGGCGUGACCCUACUCAUGAUGGCUGUGGAAAGUGAGGAUACCAAUACCGUCAACCUCUUGUUGAGCCGCGGAGCAAAAGUCAAUGCCAGCAUGCCACGGACGAUGCUCACAGCGCUGCAUAUCGCAAGUCGUCGGGGCGACCUCGAGACGGUCCACCAACUGUGUCUCGCUGGCGCAAAUCCGGCAGCUCGCUAUUAUCAAAGGGAGAUCGCGGCAGUCUAG
Messenger RNA from Bacidia gigantensis, 2901 nucleotides. RefSeq lists its product as uncharacterized. Lineage: Eukaryota; Fungi; Ascomycota; Lecanoromycetes; Lecanorales; Ramalinaceae. The record is from RefSeq and is a predicted model, not a curated record. The transcript is spliced from 2 exons. The coding region runs from base 1 to 2901 and encodes 966 amino acids. Gene Ontology annotation, molecular function: protein binding.